CCAUGCCAUUUUAUUAUUUUUUUUUCCUCUAAUUAAAGAUCACUGCUGCGCCUGCUCCUCUCUCCCUCUCUCUCUACAUUCCUGAGUAGUCACGGACUGUUUCCUUUUAGCUGCAUCUUUUAGGGAGAGACUGACCCAAAAAUGGUGAUGUGGGUAUUUGGGUAUGGGUCUCUCAUAUGGAAAGCAGGCUUUAACUACGAUGAUCGUGUUGUUGGUUUCAUCAAAGGCUAUCGCCGUGUCUUCUACCAAGGUAGCACUGACCAUAGAGGGACUCCGGAGUAUCCUGGUAGAGCUGUCACUUUAGAACCUGCUGAUGGAGAAGUUUGUUGGGGAGUUGCGUACAAGAUCUCCAAAAAGGAAGAUGAAGAAACUGCAAUAACGUAUUUGGAAGUGAGGGAGAAGCAGUAUGACCAGAAGGCUUAUCUUGAUUUCUUCACUGACCCUGCAGCCACAACUCCAGCCAUUUCAGGAGUAAUGGUAUAUGUAGCAUCGUCAGAUAAGAAGCAUAACCAAAAUUACUUGGGACCUGCACCUCUUAAAGACAUAGCCAAACAAAUCGUUCAUGCUAAAGGCCCUUCAGGACCCAACAGAGACUACCUUUUCAAUCUUGAAAUGGCCCUUAUUCAAAUUGGAGUUAAGGACAAACAUGUUAUGGAUCUUGCAAAUGAAGUGAGGCAAAUUCUUUCAGAGAUGGAGCAGCAGGAGCUGACUUCAUAAUGCCAUAAAUGACUGACAAUUAGACAAAGAUUCUUAGAUAUAUUUUUUUUGGCUUGAAAUUUAACAGGCAUAAAGAAAUUAUGUGCUUAGAACUUGUUAUUUCCAUGAAAAGAGAUACAUUAUUGUACUUAAUUAUUUUGAUUUCAGUUGAAUUGAAGAACUUUUUUCUCAUUAAUAAAUAUGAAUAGCCCUAUUUCUAGAAUCA
Molecule: messenger RNA, 922 nt
Organism: Jatropha curcas
Lineage: Eukaryota; Viridiplantae; Streptophyta; Magnoliopsida; Malpighiales; Euphorbiaceae
Product: ChaC-like family protein
Biological process (GO): glutathione catabolic process
Cellular component (GO): cytoplasm
Molecular function (GO): glutathione specific gamma-glutamylcyclotransferase activity
Source: RefSeq, a predicted model, not a curated record